CAUACAAGCGCAAAACCCUAGCGAAACCCACAGUGGCAAAGUUGAGAAGCCCUCAGGAAGCUGCCUGAGAACUAAACCGUUUACUGCUCUUUUUCCUUCACAUCAACAACAGCUUCUGCUCUGACCAUCAAAGCAGCUGAAGUGAGUGAAAUCUGGGUUUCUCCGCUUCUUAGGAACAAAUAUGAUAAUCCACCAGCAAACAACUGGGAAGAAAACUGACAACCAUUAUUUCCUAUAUCAACUUUACUGGAAAAUAUGUUGAUAACAUUUACAAAUUAUGUUGUUUAUCAUCCUGUAUUUGCCCAACAGCUGAUGAUCUCUGGGUAAGAGAUUUGUGAGCAUGUACAGAUGAAGUAUUUUACAGAAGUAAUUUGGAUCGGAAACUUUUGCUUAAGAAGAUUACUUGUAAAUGAGAAAGGAAACUUGACUCAUUAACAUGUCAAAGAGUUGAAGACUCACUGAUGUACAUGGGAGAGCUGUAGUUUUUGACUUCUUGUGUGAAACUCCCAAGAUUCAUUAUAGAAAUCUGGAUGGAUUCCUACUGAAUGAUGCCCACAUGAGCAAGCUUCCAGGAACUGUACCUCCAGACUCCAUUCUAGAAAUAGCAGUCUUUGAGGAAAUGCUGGAUUCAGUCAAAUGUGUUUUAGUUGGAGAUGCCGCUGUUGGGAAGACAGCGCUGCUGCUGCGUUUUACAUCUGAGACGUUUCCAGACACCUAUAGGCCAACUGUGUAUGACAACACAGGGGUUGAUGUUUUCCUGGAUGGCGUCCAGAUUAGUUUAGGCCUUUGGGACACAGCUGGGAGUGACUCCUUCAAAGGGAUUCGUCCUCUUUCUUAUCAGCAGGCUGACGUGGUAUUAAUGUGUUACUCAGUGGCCAAUCGCAGCUCAUUCCUCAGCUUGAGGAACAAAUGGGUUACAGAGAUCAGGACCCAUUUGCCCAGAAUCCCAAUUUUAGUGGUAGCUACCCAGACGGACCAGAGGGAAAUGGGACCCCAUAGUGCUACCUGUAUCAGCCCAGUGCAUGGGAAACGACUGGCAAAGGACAUCCGAGCAAAGGGUUAUGUGGAGUGCUCCUCCCUCACCAAUAGAGGGGUACAGCAGGUGUUUGAGUGUGCUGUCCGGACUGCAGUGAAUCAAGCAAGAAAACGAGCCCGGAGGAGUCUUUUUUCUAUUAAUGAGUGUAAGGUUUUUUAACUUCCAUUCAAUGUCCUAAUUUGUCAAAACAAAUCUAUUUCUUUCUUAUGGCAGAAAGUUUAUGACAAACAAUUAAAAACAUGAACACACUAUGUUAGCAUUGAUGGUGGGACACUCAAAUCACCUCAGGAACUUUUUGUCUGAAAGGCAUAGCAUACGGUCUUCCCCUCUAAAAUGACAAGCUGACUCUCUAAAUGGAAGGAAAGCCAACUUGCGGGCAGCAAUAUGAUCAUUGUUAUUGAGAACUUUUAAAGCAUAGCCACUUAAUACUGAAAGUAUGAUCGAUUUCAGUAAAAAAUCAGAGCUGGCAUUCUAUAUCUGAUGUUAGAUGAUCUUGUAAAGGUUGUGUUUUGUUUUAUUUGUCCCAGUGUUACCAGUAUGCUUUCUUUCAAAGUAUGGUGAAAACUAGUUUAAGGAGGGUGCUAGAAAUUCUCAUAUUGACAAAUAAACCCUCACAGAUCAGUUCCCAGAAUUCCCUGGGGAGAUGAAUUAAAUCAAUAUAAAGCUGUACUUUAGCUACACCUACAUUUUUCAUAAAGUUUAACCUAUAAUUUAUAUUUUCUUCAUCCCUGGAUUCAGUAUCAACCUGAUAGUCUCUCUUCCAGAAUAAAAGCACUAGUGUGAAACAUUAUCUGUGUACAGGUUGGAAACUUCACUGGCUCUGGCGCAGCCACUAAGCUAAGGGGAGAGGUUCCCAUUUCAUGUUUUUAAUAGCAAGGGAGCAAAAAGAAUUCCCCUAGGCAUAAAUAUACCAUCUUGGAAACAUCAUGAGAGCCUAAUGUUUCAUCCACCUAGGAGUGAAAACAGAUUUCUUCAUCAAAAUGCAAGCAAUACUUUUGUAUGUUAUGGGACAAGAUAUAAACACAGGGAAAUAGUAAAACUGCAACUUUUUAUUCUGAGAGGGCCUCUAUGUGUGACGUAGGUUAAUGAAUGGACAGAAAUGAAUAGAGCAAAGCAUUCUUCACCACAAAAACUCCAUGCCUAAUCAAGCUACAUCUUCUGCCUGCAAGCUGUUGUUAAAGGCUUGGGAGCAUUGCCAGAAAAAAGCUGGCAACCUUAGCAAAUAUGAUUCUGUGGGAGAAAAUUGGAUUUAAAGCCAAGGUCAAAAGAAAGUUGCAUAUGUAUGUAAGACGUGGAUAUGUGAAAUGAAACAUAUAUUUUAAUGCUGUUAAAACUCCCUAAAAAGCCAGACUUUCUUUACUGAAAACUCUUGGUGUAGGUACUAAUGAGAUAAUUAGUAGCUUCUUUGUAGGGUAAUCAGAUAAAUUCAUCUAUUACAUUAUUAGCUAGAAUCUUCACCAGGUCAGAUCUUCCCAUUUAUCUGAUUAUGAUAAGGUAGCCUCUAGUAAGGUAGUAUUUUUUGAAUUUAUGACCACACUAAUCUUUUCCAUAAUCUGCAUAUACUGUCUCCCCUGUUCUCACCCUAGACCAGAACUGCCUUGCUGGGUCAGACCAGAGUCCAUCUAGUUAGUCCAGCAUCCUUUUUCCAACAGCAGUCAGGAUCAUUUCUCUGGAAACUCACAAGCAAGGCAUGAAGGGAACAACCGUUCUCCAUUUAUCUCUUGCCUGUUAUUGGUAGGUACAGUAACUUCCUUAUUGUAAUUCCCUCUGAGGAAGCAUGCCAAGGAUUGCACUCCUUGAAUGUGCCUAGAAACUUAAAGCUAUUCAAACAAAUGGCCAUUGUUGCAUCUUGUGAUGACUUGCACAGGCUGCUUUUGCAUUGUGCAAAGAAGUAUUCCUAGAAAUUACUUCAAAAUUUAACCCGGAGGCCUGGAAUUCCUUGUCCAAUCUUGCUAGUCUGCAUACACUGUUGGUAUUGUACAUGUGGAGCUCCUAUGUGGAAUUACCUCCCUCCUGUUCCUGUAUAUUUAUUGACACAAUCUGCAGACAUUAGGAGCGGUAAUACUUAUUUUCAUACCAUAAAUGGUUUGCUUUCCUGAUAUUUGCCAGUCUAGUUUUUAGUAAAGGCUGUAGGGCAAACCAAGACAUUCUGCCUGAUUCAGACAACUCUAGUUCUACCUUCAUUUGCACAGAACUAUAUUAUCAAAGUGCACACACAUUCCUGAUGCUGGCUUUUUGCCUAUCUGCCAUAGUGCAACAAAUGAUGGACUGUGAAUGCAGGAAGUUGCUAUCUAGACAUGUAACCAGUAGAUCAGGAAAACCCAUUCAGUGCUUUAUCACAAAUGUUUUUGUGGUCUUGGUUCAGCUACCAGUGAUUACACUGGCAAGAUUAUUCUAGCUUUUUGCUGGUUGCAACAGCAAAGGGGCAGAAAUUUGAGUGGGCAGAAUGGAAACUGCUUCCCAGUUUAAGGUGUUCGUCAACUCUACACUUAAAUUAGACAUCAGUGAAAGAGAUUAAUGCAGACUGAAGUGUCAUUUCCUGUACAAACUAGAAACUUUAAAGCCAUGUAGAGUUGUGCUGAUUUCUGUGAGGCUUGUUCAGAGUACAUUGUUUAUCUCAACCUUCUGUUUCUAUUAUUAACAAUCGCUUUUCAAUGAGCACUAAACUGAUAUACUCCACUUUAACAUGCACAUUUCUGAACCGUUUUUCUUGAAAUGUUAAAAUAAAAUUAUU
This is a messenger RNA of Varanus komodoensis (Komodo dragon), 3770 nucleotides long. It is a transcript of the gene RHOH, whose product is annotated as ras homolog family member H. Gene Ontology annotation, biological process: small GTPase-mediated signal transduction. Gene Ontology annotation, molecular function: GTPase activity; GTP binding. NCBI's taxonomy places the organism in Eukaryota, Metazoa, Chordata, Lepidosauria, Squamata, Varanidae. The transcript is spliced from 4 exons. The record is from RefSeq and is a predicted model, not a curated record. The coding region runs from base 557 to 1195 and encodes 212 amino acids.